Messenger RNA from Trichosurus vulpecula (common brushtail), 1338 nucleotides. RefSeq names its product solute carrier family 16 member 11 (gene SLC16A11). The record is from RefSeq and is a predicted model, not a curated record. Lineage: Eukaryota; Metazoa; Chordata; Mammalia; Diprotodontia; Phalangeridae. Gene Ontology annotation, biological process: transmembrane transport; monocarboxylic acid transport. Gene Ontology annotation, molecular function: monocarboxylic acid transmembrane transporter activity. The transcript has 4 exons. The coding region runs from base 1 to 1338 and encodes 445 amino acids.
AUGCCUCCCUCGCUGGCCAGGCCCCCUGACGGGGGCUGGGGCUGGGUGGUGGCAGGGUCUGCGUUUGUAGUGAACGGGCUCUCUUAUGGGCUGCUCCGCUCUUUGGGCCUUGCCCUCCCUGCUUUUGCAGAGUACUUUGACCGAAGUACCCAGGACACUGCGUGGGUCAGCGCCAUCGCUCUGGCUGUGCAGCAGGCUGCCAGCCCAGUGGGCAGUGCUCUGAGCACCCGUUGGGGGGCACGUCCUGUGGUGAUGGUGGGAGGUAUCAUCACUUCCCUUGGCUUCAUUUUCUCUGCUUUUGCCAGCAGCCUCCUGCACCUCUACCUUGGCCUUGGCUUCCUUGCCGGCUCUGGCUGGGCGCUAGUGUUUGCCCCAGCCCUGGGUACUGUCUCUCGAUACUUCUCCAGGCGCAGGGUUCUGGCUGUGGGGCUAGCCCUGACUGGCAAUGGGGUGGCCUCCUUGCUCCUGGCCCCAGUUCUGCAGCUCCUCCUUGAUGCUUUUGGCUGGCGAGGUGCCCUGCUCCUGCUUGGGGCCACCACCCUCCAUCUCACCCCCUGUGGGGCCCUGCUCCGGCCUUUGGCUCUCUCUGGAGAUCCUACUACCCCACCUCACAGUCCCCUCAACGCUCUUGGUCUCACCCUGUUCACCCACCCUGCCUUUGCUGUGUUUGCACUGGGGACAACCCUGGUGGGAGCUGGUUACUUCAUUCCCUAUGUGCACCUUGCCCCCCAUGCCCUGGACCUUGGGCUUGGAGGAUAUGGGGCAGCUCUGGUGGUUGCUGGGGCAGCAGUGGCAGAUGCAGGAACCCGACUGGUCUCUGGGUGGCUGGCAGACCAUGGCUGGAUCCCUCUUCCACGGUUGUUGGCCAUGACUGGGGCACUGACAGGGUUGGGGCUGGUGGCAGUGGGGUUGGUGCCGGUACAAGAAGAAGGGUGGGGGGGAACCCUCCUGGCAGCAGCAGGAGCCUACGGGAUGAGUGCAGGUGCAUUUGCUCCACUGGUGUUUGGUGUCCUGCCUGGUCUUGUAGGGCUUGGAAACAUCUUUCAGGCCACAGGGCUGAUGAUGAUGCUGAUGAGCCUGGGGGGACUCCUGGGCCCACCACUUUCAGGUUUCCUCCGGGAUGUGACAGGUGACUUUAAAGCUUCCUUCCUUGUCUGUGGCUCCUUCAUCCUUUCUGGCAGCUUCAUCUACCUGACACUCCCUGGGGCUCUGCCUCCCUGUCACUCUGCUCCUUCUCCUCCAACCCCUCCUCCUGAGCAGGGAGAGCUCCUUCCUUCACCUGAAAGUGCCGUCGUCUCCCCAAGAGAGCCUCAUUCCAUCCCAAAUACUACUUGUUGA